Messenger RNA from Sus scrofa (pig), 2944 nucleotides. NCBI's taxonomy places the organism in Eukaryota, Metazoa, Chordata, Mammalia, Artiodactyla, Suidae. The record is from RefSeq and is a predicted model, not a curated record.
CAGCCACCCGUCUGGCCGCUGGCUUUGUCUGGCUGCCAAACUAAUGCAUGUGCCUACGCAGGAGGCGACGACAUUUUGGCUCCACUUUCAAAGUUUUUUUUUUUUUUUCUUUCUCGUGUGUUAUUUCUAAAGAUAACAAAGGUCUUCUGGAUGCCUUCUUGAGCCUGCUCGUGGCCACCCACAGACACUUGUAAGGAGGCGAGAGGUCGGCCUGGCGGAGACACUGUGCAAUGAGGGAUUAGAGGCCAGGAUCCAAGGAGCAAGUGCUACAGCCGGGAGACGAGGGAACGGGCCCUGAAGACGCAUCUACGGAGAGGUCGGCCAUGGCCUCUCUCGGCCUCCAACUUGUAGGCUACAUCCUGGGCCUUCUGGGGCUCUUGGGCACCCUGGUUGCCAUGCUGCUCCCCAGCUGGCGAACGAGUUCUUACGUCGGGGCCAGCAUCGUGACGGCAGUCGGCUUCUCCAAGGGCCUCUGGAUGGAGUGUGCCACGCACAGCACUGGCAUCACCCAGUGUGACAUCUACAGCACCAUGCUGGGCCUGCCUGCUGACAUCCAGGCUGCCCAGGCCAUGAUGGUGACAUCUAGCGCCAUCUCCUCGUUGGCCUGUAUCAUCACCGUGGUGGGCAUGCGGUGCACCGUCUUCUGCCAGAACUCUCGCGCCAAAGACAGAGUGGCGGUGGUGGGUGGAGUCUUCUUCCUCCUUGGAGGCCUCCUGGGCUUCAUCCCCGUUGCGUGGAAUCUUCAUGGGAUCCUGCGGGACUUCUACUCCCCCCUGGUGCCUGACAGCAUGAAAUUUGAGAUCGGAGAGGCUCUCUACUUGGGCAUCAUUUCCUCCCUGUUCUCCCUGAUAGCUGGGAUCAUCCUCUGCUUUUCCUGCCCACUGCAAGGAAAUCGCUCCAACUACUACGAUGCCUAUCAGGCCCAGCCCCUCGCCACCCGGAGCUCUCCGAGGCCUGGUCAACCACCCAAAGCCAAGAGUGAGUUUAACUCCUACAGCCUGACAGGGUAUGUGUGAAGACCCAGGGGCCAGCGCUGGCGGUUGGGGGGGGCUGGGUCUGUGAGAGCCAGUGGACAGCCUUCCCCCAGGGCCACAGGUGAGGGACAUUGCCACUGGAUUGCGCCAGAAGGUGCUGCUGAGGAUAGACUGACUUUGGCCACUGGAUCAAGCAAGGGCAGAAACGGGAGCUGCUGUGACAGCGUGCAGGUUGAACUGUCAAGAUGCUUGCCAAGCCAGAUUUUCGGUUCCCUUCAUCUUGGCGCCCCGUUCCUCCCACCUUGAAUCCCCAACUCUCCACUCUAAACCCACCCCCCACCCUAGGCCAGGCCCCAGAGGCGCCCCUCAGUCCUCUGGUUUACCUGAAACUCCAACCCCAAACCCACCAAUCGCAUCCCAGUGACUGACCUUCUCUGUGAUCGAAGACCCUUCCUCUUGCUCGGGUUGGUUCUCAGCUCAUUGCUGGGGGGUGGGGGUGGGAAGGAGACACGGUGGCUUCUAUGGCCAUCUGGCGCUAAGCUCCAUCCCAAGCCUCCCUCCAAAGGAACUGAUUGGCUAGUAAGUAAUGGGCCCGGGAGCCUCCAUCCCUCUCUUGUUAUAACUCCACAGUGUCUGGACUGGUUUGUGUGUGACCUGAAAUAAAGCCAUCCCACAGUCCCAAGGGAACAGAGAACCAGUGGGUGUAGGAUGAGAGGGAGGAGGGGGACCAAAAAAGACCAGAAUCGCUGCCCAGGGAAAGCACAAGGAAAGAAGACAUGGUGGAACGUUCAAGGUGGCAGCAGACACUGACUGUCCUGAGGAACUCCCUCCGAAGCUACUUCAGCUCCAACUUUCUCUGAAGCCCCUGCCUCCCUCCGACCAGGCAUCCUGCUAAGGGGCCUAUUCGGUGAUCUCCUUAGAAACAGGAAACUGAGUUUUUUUAAGACACGGCUCUUGGCUGGGGGAUGGCAGCAUGGGAGCUACUGGGGACUUGAGAAGGAUACCCCUCCUUGAUGCUGCCCAAGAAAGAAUAAGAACUUGGGUGUCUGUGAAGCUGGGUGGACACGUGUGGGAAGUCCAGUGGGUGUUUCUACGGGGCCAGAGGGUCUUCAGGGCCUAAUGGAAAAUCAGCCCGAAGCCUGGGAUCAGGCCCCCAGGGGCUGCCCCCAGAGCACUACAGAGCCUCUGAAGGAACACAGCACCACACGGGCCCCCUGGCAGCCCUCUUCAUAGUCUCCCCACCAGCCUUUACCAGACACGGCAGAGGUGCCAGGAGGCCCCCAAAGGCUCCCGCGUGGUAUAAUCCUGCCCAAGGUCCCAUGGCCCACAUCCGGGUGAUACUUGAGCUGCAGUUGGGGCUGCCGUUGAGGAGGACAUGUAGGCGAUGAUGCCCAGGUGGUCAUCUCUAACGUGUGAAAAGGCCCCAUUUCCCUGGGGGUGGGGGUGCAGGUGCGGGUGCGGGUCCCAACCAAACCAAAGGCCUUGUCCCCUCACCGGUUUGCACAUGACCAGCUUCCAAAAAAACUCCAGGACCCCUCCCUGAACCUCCGUGCCGGCAGGAGGGGCCCAUUCCUUGUAACAUGCCUCUGCGCCUUUCUCGAUUUGUUUUUGCCUCUAUUUAAACUGUCGUAAGGGGGAGGGAGGGCCCUCUCCCCUUAGCCACGUCUGCCUCAUGCCUGGAGAAGUUGCUCAGCACCACCUCCUCCACUGAGCCUCCUCUGACCACUCCAUCCCUCUCCCACCCCUCCAUCCUCCAACCCUGGAUGUAAGAGUCACUCUUCGAUGCUUAGCAUUCACCAUUUGUGAUGGAUAGUUGUCUUUGUGUAUGUAUGUAUCUGAUCUCACAAGUACAUUGUAAACUCUUGGAGGGGAGGGGCCCCGUGGUAGACCUGUCUCUAUCUCCCGGAUUAUUUGUAACAGUGCUGGGCACGCAGUGUUAGGUGAUCAAUAAACACUUGUUGAUUGAGUAA